AUGGCUGCUGGCCAGUUGGUGCCUGACGAUUUGGUCCUUCAGCUGCUGUCCGAAAGAAUUAAAAGCCCCGAGUGUUCGAGAGGAUUCAUCUUAGAUGGAUAUCCAAGAAAUCAGGAACAGGCAAAGGCACUGGACAAGCUCCUCGCUUCACAAAAGCAGAAGCUGGACGGUGUCGUUUUCUUCGACACCCCAGAGGAAACCCUCGUUCAGAGAAUCUGCGGCCGCCGCAUUCAUCCUGCGAGUGGACGCGUCUAUCAUACGGUCUUCAGGCCCCCUAAGGUGCCUGGCAAGGACGACGUUACAGGGGAGGAUUUGGUUCAAAGGAAGGAUGACAACGAAGAAACUCUUAAGAAGCGCCUGCAGGUGUUCAACAGCCAGACGGUUCCCCUGGUGAGUAGAUACGAAAAACAGGGGCUGCUGCAACGCAUUGACGGGAGCCUUCCUGCUGCAGCUGUCAGCGAUCAGCUGUACGCAUUCGUUCAGAAACGCUCUCACAGCAGCAAGCCAUAA
Molecule: messenger RNA, 510 nt
Organism: Eimeria acervulina
Lineage: Eukaryota; Apicomplexa; Conoidasida; Eucoccidiorida; Eimeriidae
Product: adenylate kinase, putative
Exons: 3
Coding region: 1-510 (169 amino acids)
Biological process (GO): nucleobase-containing compound metabolic process
Cellular component (GO): cytoplasm; mitochondrion
Molecular function (GO): AMP kinase activity; ATP binding
Source: RefSeq, a predicted model, not a curated record